CCUAGCGGUCGAGUCCGGUCUGUCAGCACUAGUGGUGGAAUCCGAUCGAAGAUCGAGAGCCGAUCCUAACUCGGAAAAUCUGGUACAAGAACUUCUUCGCGUGUCUCUCGGAAAGUUCAUUUGGAGAACGGAGACGCAAGCAGAGGGGUUUGAUAGGGCUCAGAUUUCAGGUACUGGAAGUGUUACGAGCCUGCAAAAUCAGAAAUUAGUGCAAUGGAGAAGAUGCAAGGGCGAAACAGAAUGUAUGGUAGCUUGAAUUCCAAUUUUAGGUAACUAUUGUUAUCUCUUCAGUUUUAGUGUUUGUAUGGUGAUUUGGGCUCUCCAUUGUGGACUGAUUUAGCCAUUGGAAGCGAUCAAGGGUUAACAGAGAAGUUAAAGGUGAUUGCAGAAGGUGGUAAUUCGAACAUACAUUUUAAGGGGAGACGUUCUAGCUGUGCUAGUGUUUUAGGUUUAUUUGUAGUGGACUAAAACCUAUAAAUGCUUGAGAAACUCGAGUAGGAGAAAAAGAUGAAUUAAAUUUCAGCAAUUUGUAUUGAUCCUUAGAAGCAUCUGAGAUGCAAAUCCAGCAAAAAUGAAAGGAACCGUAGCUUAGAGACUAGGGGACAAAAAUCAUGGAGGAUUUGUCCAAGUAUGCACACAGUCCUGCUCACUUGGCAGUUGCUCGUCGUGACCAUGCCGCCCUCAAACGCAUUGUAGCUUCCCUCCCACGUCUCCCAAAAGCCGGUGAGGUCACCACCGAGGUCGAAUCUCUUGCCGCCGAGCUCCAGGCUGAUGUUGUCUCUGCUGCCAUUGAUCGCCGUGAUGUACCUGGCCGUGAGACCCCACUCCACCUUGCUGUCCGCCUCCGUGAUCCCAUCUCUGCCGAGAUCCUGAUGGCAGCUGGUGCCGACUGGAGCCUCCAGAAUGAGAAUGGAUGGAGUGCUCUCCAAGAAGCUGUUUGCAGCCGUGAAGACUCCAUUGCCAUGAUCAUUGCUCGGCACUACCAGCCUCUUGCCUGGGCCAAAUGGUGCCGCCGGCUGCCGCGCAUUGUCUCCUCCGCUGCUCGUAUUCAUGAUUUCUAUAUGGAGAUAACUUUCCACUUCGAGAGCUCUGUCAUCCCUUUUAUUGGUCGCAUUGCCCCAUCUGAUACUUAUCGCAUUUGGAAGCGUGGUUCCAAUCUACGUGCUGAUAUGACCCUUGCUGGUUUUGAUGGAUUUCGCAUUCAGCGGUCUGAUCAGACCUUUCUGUUCCUUGGUGAAGGCUAUUCUUCAGAUGAUGGUAAUAUAUCUUUACCUCCUGGUUCUUUGGUUGUCCUUGCUCACAAAGAAAAAGAAAUCACCAACGCUCUGGAGGGAGCAGGGGUUCAGCCCACAGAGGCUGAGGUUGCUCAUGAAGUAGCUAUGAUGUCUCAGACUAACAUGUAUAGACCAGGAAUUGAUGUUACCCAAGCUGAGCUUGUUCCCCACUUGAAUUGGAGGCGACAAGAGAGGACUGAAAUGGUAGGAAGUUGGAAAGCCAAGGUCUAUGAUAUGCUUCAUGUGAUGGUGAGUGUAAAAUCCAGGCGGGUUCCUGGUGCAAUGACUGAUGAGGAACUAUUUGCUGCAGAGGAUGAUGAGAGGUUGGCAAAUGGUCCUGACAAUGAUGAGUAUGAUGAUGUAUUGACCGCAGAGGAAAGAAUGCAAUUAGAUUCAGCUCUCCAGAUGGGAAAUUCAGGUGGCUUUGUUGAAGAUGAGGAACAUGGGACAUUUGAUUGCCAAGAAAAUGGUGCAGGAGGUACUUAUGAAAAUUCUGAAUCAAAUGGUGUUACUAAAGAGAAGAAGAGUUGGCUUGGUUGGAGCAAGAAAGUGUCAAAAGAUGGAGGCAAAGAUCCUGAGGAUUCAAAGAUUCUGAAGAAGUUUUCAAAGUUGGCUCCAGAAGGUAGCAAUCAGAAAGCAGUUGAUUGUCAAAAGUCAUCAUCUGAGUUGCUAAGGGAUGAUUUAGGAGAUGUUAAAAAGGGUAAAGAGAAAAGUAGUAAGAAGAAAAAGAAAAUUGGACCAACUAGUGAGUCUAAACAUGAGAGUGAGUACAAAAAGGGUCUGAGACCUGCUUUGUGGUUGACUCCUGAUUUCCCUUUGAAAACAGAUGAAUUCUUACCCCUACUUGACAUUUUAGCAAACAAAGUUAAAGCUGUUAGGAGACUCAGAGAGCUUCUGACUACUAAACUACCUCAUGGCACCUUUCCUGUCAAGGUUGCAAUCCCUAUUGUUCCAACUAUUCGUGUCCUUGUAACUUUCACAAAAUUUGAAGAGCUCCAGCCAACAGAGGAAUUCUCAACUCCUCUCUCCAGCCCAGCACACUUCCAGGAUGCCAAACCCAAGGAAUCAGAGGGAUCAACAUCAUGGAUUUCAUGGAUGAAGGGAAGUCGUGGUGGGCAAUCAAGUGACAGUGAAAGCCGUUGCUUUAGGGAUGAGAUUGAUCCGUUCCACAUACCGUCAGACUAUUCUUGGGUUGACUCCAAUGAGAGGAAGCGGCGGAUGAAGGCCAAGAAGGCCAAGAACAAGAAGAGUAAGAAGCAGGCUGCAGCCAAAAGCACAGAUGCAGGACACCAGUUGGGUGAUGAUUUGGAAGAAUAAUAUUAACAGAAAAGAAAAAAUCUCAACAAGUCGUUGCACCUCUUAGAAUUCUUCUCAAGGGGAAAAGAUAAAGCCUAUUCCAAUGAAGACAAAAUCUGUUUUUUUUCCCACUCUGAAAAGUGGUGGAAGGUAAACCCUUUGGGUGUUUAUAACCGAAUUGGAAGAGCAUUUGCUUAUUCCCACUGUUGUAUGUGAUGUCAUGUGAAAUUAGAGAGAAACAGAAUUUCCUUGUCCUUUUUUUUUCUUUAUAUAAUUUGUUUUGUUCCAAUUCUUGAUAAAACUGAUCUAUGUAUCUAUGUUGAUGAUGAUGAUGAUGAUCUAAUUUAAAUCCUGUGGUUUGGAUUCUUUUGUAGUCAA
This is a messenger RNA of Nelumbo nucifera (sacred lotus), 2948 nucleotides long. RefSeq lists its product as uncharacterized. Gene Ontology annotation, cellular component: cytoplasm. NCBI's taxonomy places the organism in Eukaryota, Viridiplantae, Streptophyta, Magnoliopsida, Proteales, Nelumbonaceae. Gene Ontology annotation, molecular function: protein binding. The record is from RefSeq and is a predicted model, not a curated record.